AUUUUGUGCGGAUCGUUUACGCGCAGCAUUUGCGGGAUAAUUAUUCUCGUUAUAGAUCAUCAAGGAAAUAAUCGCACUCAAAUGCAUAGUAAACAGAGGACUUGGGUCGUCUUGGGUGAAAUCUAUAACGGAGCUUCUACACGUUGAAAAACCAUGGCUGAUUGCAGAAAGAACGAGAUUGUGGUUAUCGUUAUCGCUCUGCUGAUGUUGCAGUGGACGGGGAAAGGAGUUGAGGCAGUGUCACAAUUCUUGAAUGAUGCCGCAUUCAGCAUCGUUGACCCCGAACUGUCUGUGGUGUCGAGACUGAUUUCUUCGUCGUCAUUUGGACUCUUUCCUCAACCGACCAUGGGUUCGGUUCCAGCGAUGACCGCGGUACCACCGAUGACCGCGGUACCAUCGAUGACUCUACAAAUCCCAGGCCCACCCAACACUCAGAAUGUUGUCUUGUCCACCCAGAUGCUCUUACCAACUCCUACACCUUCCCCGACGCCAGUGAGCAUUUCUCCCGCUCCUCCACAGAACAUCAAUGCUAUAUCUGGAUUUAUCAGCCCCGUGUUGCUCCGUGAUGACAAUUCAUUCAAUACAUCCACAGGGAUAUUCACAGUCGAUGAUGACGGCGUUUACGUUUUCGUUAUCCACCGACCAGGUGUACACUCCCAGAAUCCCGAUCUUACUUUGACCGUGAUCACGAGUGCCAAUCCGACAUCGAACCAAACUCUCGCCACCCUCGAUGACACUGGCGAUGGAAGCGUCACCACGACACACGUCGUCGCAGAUCUACGACGCGGUGAUCGUGUAUUCAUCGACAAUCCAGGACAAGCUGACGUCGUUGGCACCGCGGAUAAUCCAUUUAUCUAUAAUGGUUUCCUACUUUAUCAUACACCCAUCUCGCCAGCACCAAAAGUUCGUCAGAGUGCAUUCUGGGUCUCCCUUGCCGGAAACCUAAGCAGAGAAGAAGGUGCUAUUUUCAGCAAUUACAAUCCACCAGCCUUGAAUAUCAAUGAUGACUUCGACGCUGAGAGGGGCACCUUCCUUACUUCUCUAAAGGGCCUUUACAUCUUUCAUCUCUCGGCAACUUUCACGACUACGGUGUCUGACGCUAAACCAGCGAUUACCGUUAAUGUUAAUAACGUUGAAAGAGCGAGGGGGUCUGUGAAAGUAAACCCGAUACAAAUAAGCAACAGCGUCGGUGUAACAAUUGCACUGCCAAUGGUUCAAGGCGAUAUCGUUGAGCUCUUCAAUGUCUUAGACGACCCAAACAUAGAUUUCUUUCUCACAUUUUCUGGAUAUCUCCUAGCUUAAACUUUCACACUAUAAAUGUAUUGGUAUUCAAACCACGUGACACUAUACAAGUUACUGUAGUCCCUGGCUAAUCCGGGGGCUAAUCAUUGACUACUAAAGCUUAUUUUUGCCAAACUGAUGACGAGAUAAAAAGUCGAGACGGCGAGUUUAAUGACGAAAACUAUCGAGUUGUUGGAAUUUGGCAAGUCGAUUAGUUAGGGACGAGAAGACAAGAUGAAGAUUAGGUGGAACCCGGCAAUAUGACUUUUUUGGGACGAGCAGACAAGAUGACGAGGAGGUGGAACCCGGCAAGAUGAUUCGUUUGGGACGGGAAGACAAGAUGACGAGUAUAGAUGGAACCUGGCAAUAUGAUUUGUUUGGGACGAGAAGACAAGAUGACGAGUAGGUGGAACCUGGCAAUAUGAUUUGUUUUGGACGAGAAGACAAGGUGACGAGUAGGUGGAACCUGGCAAUAUGACUUGUUUGGGGCGAGAAGACAAGAUGACGAGUUGGUGGAACCCAGCAAGUCGACUUGUUUGCGCCAAAAAGGCAACAUGACAUGUUCUUGGUAGUCGGUAUAAGUUGACUUGUUUGGGAUCAGAAGAUAAGAUGACGAGUAAGAAAAUACAACAAAUCGUUAUCUUGUCUUGUCAGAAACAAGUCAACUUGCCAAGUUCCAACAACGCGCAAUCUAUUCUUGUCCCAAACAAGCCGACUUUUCAAGUUCCAACAACUUGCCUCAGGCUUUCCGUCAUUUCCGCCCUUUCGUCUUCUAAUUUCGUCAUCUGGUUAGCACUUAUAAGCUUCUGUAUCGUUGAAACAAGGAGACUAGAUAGCGAGUUGUCGGAACUUGUAAACGAGACUUGUUUGAAACAAGGAGACGAGAUCAACGAAAUUUUGGAACUCAUAUCGACUUAUUUUUUAUGUAUUAUAUUCCCAAAUAAGUCGAUAUGUCCAACAAAUGGUCAUCUUUUUUUUCUUGUCCCGAACAAGUCGACAAGCCAAGUUUAAAAGAUUUGCGGUCAUCUUGCCUUUUAGUCCUACACAAAUCAACUUGUCAUGUUUUAACAGCUCGUCAUCUUAUUUUCUUAUUAAAAAAGUUCACUCGACGAAUUUCAACAACUCGAUCGUCUUCAAGUCAUUUAACCCGUCUUACUAUUGUUUUAUCGUUCUCCUCUCAAAUCAAAUUUACAAAUCAACAAUUACAAAAAUAAUUCGAACCUAUUGCUUGAACCAAUUAUUCAAAUCAUGCAGUAUUAUUCAAAAGAAACCAUAUCGUACAAAAUGGAAUAUUACAAUUUAAUAAUACAAAAUAAGAGAGAAAACCAGAUAAAUAGAACAACGCUUUUAUACCUGCCCCCUCCUUACCUAAUUAGUUGAAAGUACGAUCGAGUGUAUAUUAUCCUUUUGAAUGUCAGUGUAUUUGUCUCUGAUUGGUCAGUCAGCGGAAGAUCAUAACUCAAACAACUUUGACCUAAUGUGUGUAACUUUGACAUAUCAUAUCAUGAAAACGUCGAGAGACUGUUUCACUUCUGAUAGCCGACUUGAAAGCUAUUUUCCCCUAUAAAUUAUAAAAGAUGUCUUUGAUGCGUUAAUUGUUCAUGUUUCACAAGUUAGAUUAAUGAUAGGGUUUCUUUAUUUUGUCAAGGAUCUGAAAUCUUUAUAUAAAAUAGGAAAGAAUUAUUCGGAAUUUUAUAAUGGAUUAGAUCUUUAAAAAAAAAUGAGUUUGCGACAUAUACAGCCAGUAUUUGUACAUUAUGAAAAGAGGCAUAUAAUGCUAAAACACAUUUGUUGUAUGCAAUUUCUUAUUUUUAAGAUGAUUUAUAAUUUUGAUAUUUUACUAAAUUAAGUUUCCUUUAUUUUAAUCACCCGAAGACUCCUUUAGUGGAAUGAAUGAUUUUACAUAGAGUAAAAAUUAUCCAUGUUAAAUAUUAAAUAGGGUUCAUUGAUAAACGUGAAACGUUGGUAUCAUUUUAACCCAGCUUCACCAGGUUCUUUCAUGAUGAUUAUGAUCUCUGACAAAAUGUAAUGUAACCCAAGCUAUGUUUCUAUGUAAUUCAUUCGAAAGUUUACAAAAUCCAAGUUCAUUCAUUAUCAUUUUAUCGAUGGUUUACAAGAAUACUAAUUAUUGUAUAUCCACUUAUAGUUCAGUUAUGAUUAUAAACGGAUUUGUAAAUUGGAA
Lytechinus variegatus (green sea urchin) is the source of this 3463-nucleotide messenger RNA. RefSeq lists its product as uncharacterized. Bases 154 to 1302 code for a protein of 382 amino acids. The transcript is spliced from 4 exons. Lineage: Eukaryota; Metazoa; Echinodermata; Echinoidea; Temnopleuroida; Toxopneustidae. Gene Ontology annotation, molecular function: protein binding. The record is from RefSeq and is a predicted model, not a curated record.